CCUGACUUGAAGUCAUCUUGUACUGCCCAUAGUUUCCUUCGCCUGGUCCAUCUCCGUGCAUCAUGCCCGGCUCGCCCCCUCUUCAGCGACAUGUUUCUACUAAAGCCGAGCUACUGCAGAAGGCGCUCACACUACCUCUUGAGCUGAGACGAGAACUAGCCACCAGUCUUCUGUGGUCAAUGCCAAGGAAUGAGGUACUCGCGCUUAACGAGAGGCUUAAUAUGAUGCUCCAAAAGGACAUUGUGGGGCUUUUACCUCCAGAACUUGCGUUUCUGAUCUUAUCCAGGCUGGACCUCGGUGACAUCUUGAAGUGUAGUUCCGUAAGCAGGACUUGGAGAAAUUUGUGUAAUAAACAAGCUCUUUGGGCCCUACUCUGUGCCACCAACUCCCCUCCCAUUCGUCCGCUACCCAUUUCUUGGGCAGAGUUAACUACCCAAUACUCCCUUCCACCUCCCACGGACGAUAUCGAAGAUCCGACAUUCGAUAUAUCGUUAUCUGAUGAUCGCCUCAGCAACCAUUAUGACGUUAUAGAUGGACAAGGAGGGAUGGGCGGUGGUGGUGGAAUAGAUCCCUUAGGCAUGAGCGGAGGAUUGAGAUGGAAUGUCUGGGAAAGAGGCGGGGCAGGCAGCGGAGAAGGCCUUCCUGUGCAUUUACAAAGGUCGGCUGUGAAUGUCCAAGAAUUCAAGAAGAAGGAGGAGCCGCCCAUUACUUCACAUCUCGCUGUUCCAUCAGCAAAUCCACAAGCUAAUUUCAAGCACUUAUACAUUGUGCAUCAUAUCUUGGAACAACGGAUGAAAACUCCUAGACCUAUAGGCAUGGCUAAUUAUAUGCCAUCACCUCCCGAAGAGGUAAAAGUCAACAUGCCUUCACUACCACCAGUCCCUCGACCACGGACCAUUGACGCGAUAUCGUCUAUCAAAUACGGUGGCCUCCCAGGUCACUCUGAAGCAGUCUACUCGCUAUCCCUGAUCAGCCAUUCGAUGCGGAUCAACAUGCUUCAGGCUUGCCCAGACUGUCACGUCCAGCUAGCACCACCUUCUAACCUUUCUGGCAUAACAGAAGGACAAUUCCGCCUAUCCGUGAUGGAAACGCUCAGCGGGGCGGGCACUUCUCCUCGACGUAAACUACCAAAUUUAAGUCAGGCGGGAGGAACAAGGGACCUUGUGACAGGACGAGAUUGGCUUUUGUCUGGUUCUCGAGAUAAGACCUUACGGCUCUGGCAACUUUCCCCUGCUCCGCGGGUUGUCAAGAUCUUCCAUGGUGGCCAUACUGGCUCCGUAUUGACCCAUGCUAUCGUCAAAGUCCCUUGCUUGCCUUUUAUUUCUUCCCCACAAUCCAGAUUCUCUAAGCUUGAAAUCGGAUCUUCGGCCAAGGAAGCCAAGGAACGAGUGAAGGUGAUGGCAGUGAGUGGGGGAAGCGAUGGUAAAAUAUGCCUUUGGGACGUAGAAGGGGGGAAUGGAGAGCCAGAAAAGUGUGUUAAAGCCCACGAAGAUUCGGUGCUAUGUGUCAGAGCAGACGAUGAAAGAAUCGUCAGUUGUUCUAAAGACAAGACGAUCAGGUUGUUUAGUAUACAUACUCUUGAACCGCUUUUGGUAAUUGGUGGGACAGCGGAUUUAUAUUUACAUCGUGGUGCUGUCAAUGCAGUUGGACUUUCGAAAGACUAUAUCAUCUCUGCUUCUGGCGAUAAGACUUUGCGAGUGUGGUCAAUAAAGACUGGAGCAUUGCUUGCUUGUAUUGAGGGGCAUCAUCGCGGUAUUGCCAGCAUUGAUUUCUCGCCUCUUCCUCCCUCCCCCAUCAAUCUCCCAGAUGGCCAGAUAUUCAGAGGCCUUAUAGUUACCGGUUCCUCUGACGCUUCUAUCAGGACCUUCCAUCUCAUUGAGGACCGGAUUCCAGAUUUACAGAACCUCAAAAUGGGCCACUCUAUGGUCACUUCCGCAACGGAUGGUUCUGAAGACGGAUAUUCCCAGGCCAACACGUAUGGUAUUCCUACUGAACUCACUGGAGAGGGACAUAAGGUUAUCCUAGUGCCUCAAGGAUCGUUCUUCUCUCCUUGCAUUUGCCCACCGGGAUUGUCCAGAAUGGAGGGAGGUGUCUGUAGGAGAUGUUUCAAUAGGGGACACCUUGACCUUGUCCGCACAGUCCACUUUGGGAAAGGGGUCAUUUUGUCCGGCAGCUACGAUGCGACCGUCAAGGUAUGGUCUCCGACAGGUGAAAUUAUCGCCGACCUUCAUGGUGCCCAUACUGGAAGGGUGUUCUCUGUCGUCGGCGACCGCAUGCGCAUAGUGUCGUCAGGUUUGGACUGUCGCAUCAACAUAUGGGAUUUCUCGGAGGGACUAGAUACAUCAUUUGUGGCACCAUGAACUUAAGUCUGUGUUGUUGUAACUAACAUUAGUACAUAUGUGUUAUGCAUGAUCUGAUGAUCUGUGUAAUAU
Cryptococcus deneoformans JEC21 is the source of this 2432-nucleotide messenger RNA. RefSeq names its product f-box/wd-repeat protein lin-23, putative. The record is from RefSeq and is a predicted model, not a curated record. The transcript has 8 exons. NCBI's taxonomy places the organism in Eukaryota, Fungi, Basidiomycota, Tremellomycetes, Tremellales, Cryptococcaceae. Gene Ontology annotation, molecular function: protein binding. The coding region runs from base 63 to 2360 and encodes 765 amino acids.